UCGUGAAGAGUUAAUUCAAGGGAGCAAACUUGCUGACGUGUAUUUCCGGACACAUAUUGCAAUAUGGGGAAGGAAGAUUCAGAUAACGGAAAGUACAAGACCAUAGAGGAAAAGCCAGUGAAGAUCGACAAGUGGGACACAGCUGCCCUCAAAAAUGCCCUUGACGACGGGGCCAAGAAGGUGAUGCUGGAGACAUAUGGGUUCACAGAGAGCCAUGCCCUGACUGAUGGACGUCUGCUCAUAUGCACGAUCGCCGUGGGGUUUGCAAUGUUUGCGCUCAUCUGGGACUACCUUAGACCAUUUCCUGAAUCUCGCCCUGUCCUCAUCAUGUGUGUCUUGUCCUACUUCUUCCUGAUGGGAGUGCUCACGUUGUACAUGACAUACAAGGAGAAGGGUAUUUUCCUGGUCGCCCUUGAAAAGGACAAGGCAAAGGUCGACCCUGACAACCGAUGGGAACUCGCUUCAACCCUCAGAAAAUAUGAUGACCAGUACACGCUGUCGAUGACGUAUACAGACGCUGCUUCCAAGAAGACGCGUACAAGUCAGAUAACCAAGUCGGUUGCAAGUUUCUUCGAUGAAAACGGCGUUCUUUGCAUGGACUUGUAUCAGCCCGAAGUAAAGAUGUUGAAAAACAAUGUGUCAGUCAGCAAGAAAGAAUAGCCAAGACUAGUUUAUAGAAUAUCCUGUGAGCCUUAAUCUGUGAAAAUAGGUCGUAUUGCAUGCGCAUAAAGAGUCAUCCCAGAUUAGCUUGUGCAGUCUGCAAAGAUUAAUCAGGAACAAGGUUUUACACUUGUAUUGUAUUUUUCAUAUAAAGAAAGUGUCUUCUUAGCAAAAACCCAGUGUAGGCAGAAAGUGUUGUCCCUGAUUAGCCUGUGUGGACUGCACAGUGUAGGCAGAAAGUGUUGUCCCUGAUUAGCCUGUGUGGACUGCACAGUCUUAUCUGAGGGGACACUUUACGCACAUGCAUUAAGCCCCGUCUUCACAGAGUGAGACUCAUGUAUUCUCCAUUUUAACGGUCAUUCAAUUAUAUUGCCUUUUUUUCUUUUCGAUCUAGUUUUGUGUCUGUGUUCUGUGUCAUCAAAAAUUUGGUCCUGUUGAUCAGCUAUGAUUUUGUAAAUUCCAAUUAAACAGAAAAAGCUGUGUUACUAACAUUUGAUGUUCUCAUUUUUAGGCAGCAUUCUGCUAAUGAUUUUAACAUAUAGCAAGUCAAUAUUAAUCAUGUUCAUACCCCCAAAAAGGGAUAUUCUAUGUUUGUUCAUAAAAGUUGACAAACGACACACUAUUUCACUUAUAUGCAGUUUUUAUUACUUUGUGUUAUUUUGGUAUAUGGAUGUGAAACGUUCCCAAUGCUUGGAAAUUUUUAUACUUUAUCCCAAAUUAAAGUGUGACAAUUCCUAAACUUUGAACUAAAAAGAAAUGUAAAACAACACAAACAUGCGGAAAAGAUUGACAUUGUGUACAGUACCUAUUUUAACUGUUCACCAAACAACAUAACAGUUGUAUAUUGUUAUUUAUUAUAUAAAACCAUGAUAGUCUGUUUUUUAAUGCUUAUUAUACAGUUCAAGUUGUUUCACCAAUUUAUCUACCUUUACCAGUUCCAUUCCUCAAGUAGGGACAAUUAAACAAUGCCAUGGACAUAAAUGGAGGAUUUGUAAGUGUAUGCAUGAAUGUGUUCUUCAUCAAGCAAGACGUUGAUGAACAUAAAAAAUGAUGAAUUAGUGGAGUUAGUCCAUUUUUUAUUGUCACUGUGUGUAUAUCUGUUGUCAACUCUACGCAGUUAAAUAGUAUGAUAUUUUGUCUGUCUCUUCUUUCAGUACAAUAUUGUUUUAGCUCAGUUGAAUUAUCCAAAGGGAUAUUAAAUAAUUAUAACUCUCUUAUUAUACUCCUUUAACACAAUUGUGUAAGACUAAUUGUAUAGUCUGUAAAAUGUUGAAAAGAGGUUUUCAUAACAACCCAAAAAGCGAAAUUCCAAACGAAGCAAUAAAACAGAACUGUAACAUUUAUAACUUGGUGUACGGUAUAUUUUGUAUUAAAUGCCAAAAGAUGGUAUACGUCGGAGAGACAAGCAGAUCAUUAAAGGAACGUGCCAAAGAACACGAGCUGACGUGCGGCUACGAAGAGAUAAACCGAUCUUAGAACAUUUCAAUGGUGCUGGCCACAGAGUGCAGGAUAUGGGUGUAUCAGUGUUAACACAGAUAAGAGACAGUUCCCAUUAUUACAGACUUAUUAAAGAACUGGAAUUCAUAAAGAAGUUUCAAACACAAUCGCCAAAUGGACUUAAUACAAAAAAUCAACUUGAUGUCCUGCUACGGGAAACUAUCUUGUAAAAAAUAUAUGUGAAAAACAUUUAAAAUUAAUCAUCAACCUAAAUGUAUGUAAAAAUAAUAGUACUUUAUGCAAUGUAUCUUAUCCAUAAUGUGUAUAUGUUAUAUAGAAUAGCAAGUAUAUAUGAUUAUUUAAUCAAAUAUCAUUAUAAUAUUUUACAUAGAUAUGGAUUGAAAUAAUUAAAGUCAUUAAAUAAGUUUACCCUAUUUAAUUAAUGAUAAUAAGUUUAGGUCGAUUAUAAUUACAUAUGAUGAUGAUUGUUUUAUUGUAAAAUAUCAAUUUAUUAAAUAUAUAAAGCACACAUUUAACAAAAGAUUAAGACAAAAUAUGUAAGUGUUUAACGUCAAUUCAUUUUUGGCGAAUUUUUACAUUUUUUGGCGCCAUUUGAAAUAACGCCAUUUAUGACGUCAUCAUGUACAACGUCAUUUGACGUUUAAAAACAUUUUUCUUUGUUAUUUAAAUUGUGCAGUCAAAAGAUGUAAAAAUGUAUUUAACAUAUAAUUAACAAUGUUUUGAUAAAGGCAUUAUGCCGAAACGUCAAUUAAAGGAGUAUAAUCAGAGAGUUAAUAUUGUUUUAGUGAUGAUUAUGUUUUUUUUCUUGUUUAAGUUGAUCAGUUUUUUGUGAAAGUGCCUCACUACUGGUUCUUAAGUGCUAGAUAUACAGUGAAGAAAAUAAAUGAAACAAUUGCUGUAAGCAGUUUUUUUUAUAAUGUAUCAAAAAAGGAAUCAGUGGUAUUUAUAGAGUUCUUUAUUCAUUCUUUGUCACUUAAUAACAACUACAAAAUCAUGUCAUUUCUUCUGAAAGGCUUCUUAUAGAGACUAAGUAAACUUUCUAAAUCAGUACAAUAUUUAAUGGGACCUGGGACCAUAGCUUUAUUUUGUAUUUAAUGUCUUAACUGUUAAAUCAAAGCAGUAAGAUUCCCCCCCUCCCCCCCAAAAAAAUAAAUAAAGAAGUUUUACAGACACUGGUUAAUUUAAAUAAUGAUUAUGUACAUGUAUCUGCAGAUUGUUGAAUAACAUUGUUUUAUUGGUUUAUAAGUCAUGUGUGAACACUGUUACGAGAACAUGAAGUGAAUAAGUGUAUGUCAAUCUGUGACCAGGUCCCUUAGAUUUGAAUACAAAAUCAUUCUCUAAAAGACAGUAAAUAUUUAAGUACAGUUUAUACAUUAUUUGUGGUGCUUAAUGAUAUAUCAUGUGGAACUGAUUAAUAAAACAGGGAAUACACUAUAAAGUU
Molecule: messenger RNA, 3559 nt
Organism: Dreissena polymorpha
Lineage: Eukaryota; Metazoa; Mollusca; Bivalvia; Myida; Dreissenidae
Product: signal peptidase complex subunit 2-like
Exons: 6
Coding region: 64-660 (198 amino acids)
Biological process (GO): protein targeting to ER
Cellular component (GO): signal peptidase complex; membrane
Source: RefSeq, a predicted model, not a curated record